Messenger RNA from Camelina sativa (false flax), 776 nucleotides. The record is from RefSeq and is a predicted model, not a curated record. Lineage: Eukaryota; Viridiplantae; Streptophyta; Magnoliopsida; Brassicales; Brassicaceae.
UCCCUACCCUAUGUGCAGCUACUUUCAGAGGAUGGUACAGGACAUUGCAUGAAGAGAAUAUUGCAAUUCUUAACAAACUGGUGAAGACAGUUAGCUCAGAGAAACGACAAAGCUGUCAAUCUGAAGCUACUGAAGCACACUUGAAAAAGAUUCAGAAAACUGUAAAUGUGGUAGUGUCUUUAGUCAACUUGUGCCGAUCUCAUGAAAAGGUGACAAUCCAUGGCAUGGCUAUCAAGUAUGGUGGGAAGUAUGUGGACUCGUUUCUUAAAGUUUUUGAUUUCCUGGAAGCACAUUUUCAAGAUCAUAAGGAACUAGUCAUCCAGUUGGUCAAAGAUCUCCAGAAGGCUACAAGAACGUUACAGGCUCUAUGUUCUGAAGCCAAGGGUAUGAAACAAACAGCCAUAACCAGCAAAAUACCAGCAACAAAGAGAUCUUUAGAGCGUUUUCUGUUUCACGUUAAAGCUCUUCUCCAUACAACAUCAGGCGGCUCCAACUUCUGGAUGGGUAGCUUGAAACACAAGGACUUGAGAGGGCAGAUAGUGAGUUCUCAGGCUUAUGUAGAUAACGAAACAGAUGAGGUUGAAGAAACCAUGUCCGGAGAAGAAGAGCCCAUGCAAGAGGAUGAACUUCCCUUGACACCUUAAUUAGACUGCUAAUUAUAACUUUCUAUGUUAAUUAAUUUCUUAGUAUCUAUACACGUACCUUUCUAUGUUUCUCAUACCAUAAUCAAUAUCACAAAUUCAUAUAUAUAUAUAUUGGGUUUGUUUAAUCACAUU